Molecule: messenger RNA, 165 nt
Organism: Paramecium tetraurelia
Lineage: Eukaryota; Ciliophora; Oligohymenophorea; Peniculida; Parameciidae
Exons: 1
Source: RefSeq, a predicted model, not a curated record
AUGGGUUGUACAUCCACAAAAUUAAAAAAUAAGAAGGAUCUAUGCUUUAUAAAUGUUCCUCUACAAGCUGGAAGAAAAAUGAGCAAAGAAGAAGGAAUCAUUACCAGAGAAUAUAAAAUUAAACUCGACAAGGAUCCACUAAGGGAAAAAGUAGAUAGUUAGUGA